AGGCUUGUGUUUGUGUAUUGUGUAUAGCGGGAAAUAGAUGUGUUUACAGAGUUUACAGACUAAUUUCUUAUCAUUAAGUAAUUACUGAAGCUUAUUUAGCUAUUACAAAUUUUAAAUAACUUUUAUGUAAAAAUGUUUACGCAAAAGAAAGUUAUUUUAACGGUGGGAUCUCAGGAUCAGGAAAACACAACGGAAUGCCGAAAAACAUUCAAGGAAUUACAAAAAGAUGCUAGAGGACAUGAUAAUUUAAUAGGCAGAUUACAAGCUGGGAAGGAAACCAUAAUAUUUAAGGAGGCAGGGGAAUCGAAGCGAAAGAAACUGCAAAUGAUUGAUAAGAGUGUACAAGCUGGAGAGCAGGCAAUAACAGCAGAAGAUUUGGUAUCCGAGGAGCCCAGUUUGGAAUAUUGGAAGAAACUAGCAGAAACCCGAGAGCAAUCGUUGAAUGAUAGUUUACACGAAGUAGAAAAACUCAAAGAUAAUAUAAGCGCACUGCAAGAAGAAAAUAAAGUGUGCAAAGAAAUGUUAGACGAAUCCAAGCAUUUAAUCGAAGUCCUUCAGGAGAUGCUUAGCGAAUCUGAUGAUGCUGAAUCUUAAUCGAAAUCCGAUUUAAAAAAUUUAAUUCUGUUUUUAAUUUUAACAAUUACAUCACUUAUGAUGUUUUUUUGAGUG
This is a messenger RNA of Phyllotreta striolata, 669 nucleotides long. The record is from the annotation of a GenBank genome assembly. NCBI's taxonomy places the organism in Eukaryota, Metazoa, Arthropoda, Insecta, Coleoptera, Chrysomelidae.